UUGAGUUCCACCCUCACGACCGUGACGACGGGGGAUUGUGAAUCUCCCUCUUCUCUUACGCUCAUGGCAAAUAACUAUAUCUUCUCUCUUCAACCAACUUUCACUCAAGGACUCAUAAUUGGCCAGUUUUCCAUCCUUGUACUACUCUAUCUCAUCCUCAAGUAUCUCUUCCUCGAUUCCACCAAACACCCUUUUGAGACUUCUUCAUACCACCCCAAAGUUGGCAGUGACUCUCCGGCCAGGCAUCAGUAUCCCUUAAAAGAACCACAAUUAGUUCAAGGUUCUGGCCACGAAUCUGCUGAAUGGUUUGCUUUACUGUUACAUCAGGUCUUGGAUGUCUAUAGGUCGAAGUUACGAAAUGAUCUGGCUGGCUCUGCAGGCGACGAGAUUGCCCGCCAACGCGUUGAAGCCUAUGCGAAUAAGAUUCGUCCAGUUGGUUUCUUGGACCAUAUUGUCAUUCAUUCAGUUGAACUGGGCUCCUCGGCUCCUCAUCUGCUCAACGGUCGCCGCCAUCGUUCGUCUGAAGAUCAACCAACCGAAAUUGUGUUUGAUGUUGACUAUACAGACUCUAUAUCUGUUUCAUUGUCUACUUCAUACCUAUUCAACUAUCCCAUGCCCUCUUUCGCUCGUCUGCCUGUUUCGUUGACUAUAUCACUAUCCCUCUUCAAAUCCACGAUAUCAAUAUUACCUCCGUGUCCAACCUCACCGGCACCUGUGAUGACAUUUUCUAUAUCUCCGACAUUCACACUCGAUUUGACGACAGCAUCUCUGAUGGGAAGUAGGGCCAAACUGGCGAAUGUACCAAAAUUGCACGAACUUAUACAACAUCAAGUACAUCGCGUUUUAGCCUCGCGUGCAACUUGGAAGGUUGUUCUACCUGGACUAACCAGUGUCGCAGAAGUCAAAGAAGAGAUCAAAAAAGAGGCGGAGGCGGAGUCGUAGCCCAACAGUAGCACUAGUCCUUAUGGUUAAUCUCCUGGACAAAUC
Messenger RNA from Marasmius oreades (fairy-ring Marasmius), 987 nucleotides. It is a transcript of the gene MMM1, whose product is annotated as ERMES complex subunit mmm1. The transcript is spliced from 5 exons. Lineage: Eukaryota; Fungi; Basidiomycota; Agaricomycetes; Agaricales; Marasmiaceae. The coding region runs from base 64 to 942 and encodes 292 amino acids. Gene Ontology annotation, cellular component: endoplasmic reticulum; ERMES complex. Gene Ontology annotation, molecular function: lipid binding. Gene Ontology annotation, biological process: phospholipid transport. The record is from RefSeq and is a predicted model, not a curated record.